This is a messenger RNA of Lethenteron reissneri (Far Eastern brook lamprey), 1864 nucleotides long. RefSeq lists its product as uncharacterized. Lineage: Eukaryota; Metazoa; Chordata; Hyperoartia; Petromyzontiformes; Petromyzontidae. The record is from RefSeq and is a predicted model, not a curated record. Gene Ontology annotation, cellular component: plasma membrane.
CAGGCGACCACUGAUAGCAGACUGCUGAGGCAAGCGGAAAUGGGGCAUCUGGCCGCGUGCAUGGUGGUGCUGGGGCUGUGGGUGAGCGGGGCGCAGGGUGUUGUUGCUGCCCCCUUUGAGGCAGACGUGAGCUUCCAGUGCUCCAAAUUCGGUAGCAGAGCAUCAGUGUACACCAAGAGGGCCGUCAUAGGCAUGGAAGGUGGAACUGUAAUGCUGCCCUGCAUCUUCUCGCUGACUAAUUGGACGAAUCAAGUCUAUGUGCAGUGGAGGGUGAGUCGCAUGAGUACGAUCAUAUUCACGAGCGAGACGAACUUCACGGAGGGGACUUUCACGGACCGGCUGGGGCUCGUGGGUGACCUUCGAAAGGGCCAGGCUAACAUCAGCAUCAGUGACCUGAGGCCUGGCGACAAAAACGUCUACUACUGUGACAUCCUCGAGCGGCCCACAAAGCAAAACAACAAUUUGGUUCACUCUGACAAUCACGGAACCUACUUGGACAUCCAGGAAGGCCUCCAUUCUGCCACGACCUCCACCUGCCCCUGCACCCACCAGUGGGCCCUUAGGAGAAGUCUCGCUGCAAUAUCCGUUUGCUUUGUUUUGAUCUCGAUGGUCUCUGUGGCUGCUUUCGGAUACAUGAAGUGGAGACAAAACCGCACCACAGCCAACACGACACCUGAAGUUAUGUACGAAACGGUGGACAUGCAUCACGAUUCCCUCGUCGAUACUGCAUACACCGCACAGCUUCACAUGGACAGAUGCAACGAGACAUACACGAAAAUUAAACCGAUCGCAGUUUUGGGAGGUGAAGCCCUGAGCUCUGCAAGCACGCAAGCAGCUUAACCGAGACCCAAAUGGCAAUCUGGAGCUGUGCUUUUUUUCUUGUUACACCAGUCCCUUGGUUAAUGUUUUUCUGAAAUCGUAUAUUAUCAGUGCACGUUUGUUUGCAUGUUCACCACAAGUACGUGUAGUUAAUGUAGAUGCCUACCAAAAAUGUAUAUAUUUGCUUUUUUAAUAUCUUAACACAACUGCCGUUUUGUUAUUUCCAGAAACGGUAGAAUUUUUUUCAUACUCUGGUUCUGCUUAAAAAAAGGUCCCAUGCUAUGUUUUUUUUUAAUCCGUUCCACAAAAACUAUCGCUAAUCGAAAUAACUGUCAAUGGAAUAUAGGAAUUGCACGUUUGAAAAUCGUUAAUGUCACCAAGUUGACCUUGAUAAUGUCCUGCCUCGUUUUGAGGCUGAAUUACUUUCCUACUCUUUUAUUUUGCGAAUUCACUUCAGGAGCCAUUGCAAUCGCUAUAAAUUCACUUAUACACUUUAGAAAUAAGUAAAAAAAAUCACUGAGGUCUGCAUUAGAGCUGUUUCCACCGCUCAAACCGAAAAUGUAUAAUGUAAACAAAGCCGAGGUCUAAACUCGCUCAUAAAUGGGCGUCACUCAUUGGCUGAGGGCGUGGCUCAGCCCCCACUUAUGAGCGCUCGGAAUGGCCAAAUUUAGCACCACCACGUGCUCAUGUAACGGAAACAUGUUAGCGUUCGUCAACAUUUGUAAGGUUCAGUCUAAACCAUGGGGGUCCUUGGGGAGGCGAAAGGUAAACCGAAAAGACCGUUAACCGAUGUCACUGCUAACCGAGGGACGACUGUUUAUAGAAAUAAAAACAUUAUUACUUAGCAGUAGUCGAUGUUUUUUUUAUUCGGGUUAGAUCACGUGAAUAUAACAGCCAAUUAAAGUCAGCUUUUUUGUCACGAAAACAAAAUGUGCCGAAUUAGUUACUUGUUCAGAAGUCACCGGUGUGUGUGUGUGUCUGUUGCGGAGUAAAACCCACAACAUUUUACAAAUUAACGACACGUUUAUAAUUUACGCGAUAUAGC